Messenger RNA from Cavia porcellus (domestic guinea pig), 2169 nucleotides. It is a transcript of the gene Slc25a29, whose product is annotated as solute carrier family 25 member 29. The transcript is spliced from 5 exons. The coding region runs from base 579 to 1265 and encodes 228 amino acids. Gene Ontology annotation, cellular component: mitochondrion. Lineage: Eukaryota; Metazoa; Chordata; Mammalia; Rodentia; Caviidae. Gene Ontology annotation, biological process: mitochondrial L-ornithine transmembrane transport. Gene Ontology annotation, molecular function: high-affinity L-arginine transmembrane transporter activity. The record is from RefSeq and is a predicted model, not a curated record.
UAAGGGCGGAGCCGGGGCGGGGCGCGCGGCCCGAGGUGCAGGACCCGCGGGCCGGCCUGGGAGCGGGCACCGCGGACGUGGAGUCACCACCGAGCACAGUCCCCGAUCCAGCUGUCCCGCGCCGCGCCACAAGGCGUCGGUCAGGCCGAACUUCACCACCGCCAGCGGGGCCCUGACGGCGAGCAGCGGGCGCGGGGCCGGAGCUGAGGAGGCGGCUCGCUGGGCCGAGCCAUGGCCCUCGACUUCCUGGCGGGCUGUGCCGGGGCUGUCUGGGCACCUGGCGAUCCUCAGGCGUCCCCAUCCUGAGCUUGGGAGAAGACAAGGGCGGCUGCCCGAGUGGGCGGACACGCCACGUGGGCUAGCGGUGUGAGCAUCUUCUGUUCCCGGGCCUCCCCCAGCUGUGCCUCCAGGGACGCGUGGCGGGCGUGCUCGUGGGACACCCAUUCGACACGGUCAAGGUGCGGCUGCAGGUGCAGAGCGAGGAGAAGCCGCAGUACCGGGGGACACUGCACUGCUUCCAGUCUAUCAUCAGACAGGAGAGCGUGCUGGGCCUGUACAAGGGCCUGGGCCCGCCGCUCAUGGGGCUCACCUUCAUCAACGCGCUGGUGUUCGGGGUGCAGGGCAAUGCGCUGCGGGCGCUCGGCCGCGACUCCCCGUGGAACCAGUUUGUGGCAGGCGCGGCAGCGGGCGCCAUCCAGUGCGUGAUCUGCUGCCCCAUGGAGCUGGCCAAGACACGGCUGCAGCUGCAGGGCGCGGGAGCGGCGCGCGAGUACCGGGGCGCGCUGCACUGCCUGGCGCAGAUCUACCGGCUUGAGGGCCUGCGCGGCGUGAACCGGGGCAUGGUGUCCACGCUGCUGCGCGAGACGCCCAGCUUCGGCGUCUACUUCCUGGCCUACGACGUGCUCACGCGGGGCCUGGGCUGUGAGCCGGGUGCGCGCCUGCUGGUGCCCAAGCUAUUGCUGGCAGGCGGCGCGGCGGGCAUGCUGUCCUGGCUGUCCAUCUACCCCAUGGACGUGGUCAAGUCGCGGCUGCAAGCGGACGGUGUGCGCGGCAUCCAGCGCUACCGCGGCAUCGUGGACUGUGCGCGGCAGAGCUUCGAGGCUGAGGGCUGGCGCGUGUUCACCCGCGGCCUGGCGUCCACGCUGCUGCGCGCCUUCCCGGUCAACGCCGCCACCUUCGCCACCGUCACCGUGGUGCUCACUUAUGCACGUGGCCCAGAGGCCCGACCCGAGGGCCCCGCGCUGGCCCAGCCGUCCAGCUUGUGACGGCCCCAUCCCCUUGGCAGCAGCUGGACACUGACGUGGCGUGGCCCCACAGCCCUUUCUCCCUCCUGGAUGUGGGGAGCCGCUGUGACCACUCGGGUGACUGAGGCCUCUGAGUGCUCAGCUGUGAGUGGUGACCGCUCGCCCUGACGGUCGGAGCCGCCCUGUGUGCGCCCAGCACUGGGCUUGCAGCUGUUUCCCUCAGGAUCUUCCGAAAUCAGCUGUGCCUCCAGCCCAGGCCCAGCCCCUCAAGGACCCGUCCCACCCAGAUACUGCAGUCCCCCACACCAACCAGCUGGUGGAUACCACAGCUCUCACCCCCAUCCUGCUGGACACUCCAGCCCCCACCAUGCAUCUGGACACUGCAGCCCCCCUCCUGACAAGGCCAGACACUCCUGUCCCGCCCCUGCAGGCCCUGGUCAUCCCCUUUGCUCUUGCCUGGCAGGCUGCCCAUGCCUCGCCAGCUCCCGGCCUCUGCCACGUGUGGCACCAGGAAGGCUUCUUGGCCACGCCUGGCACUGCAGAACCAGAAGCUUUUCAUGUGGCGCUGCCUGGCGGAACCCAGCUAUCUUGGCUCUGGGGCUGGUGGCCAGGGCCUGGGCUAGACUGCAAUGGCUGAGAUUGAGGCCCUGGCAGUUAAGCUGUGACACUGUGGUGGCCUCAGCUGCUCACCUCUAAAGCAGGAGUGUGGCUAGCUGACGUCUGGGUUGCCGGGGCCUACACAGCAGCAUGGGUCCCCCCAGGAGUCUCUCCAGACCUGGAGCUCGGGUGUGGCCGGUUCAGGCCCCUGGGGACAUGGGACAGGCAGGCCCAGGAGGUGACUUCUGCUGGGCAAGGACAAGUCUACACUCCUGGGUGUCUCUGCCGUAGGGAAGCCACCCAAGAAUAAAGCAUUGAUGUUCUGUAA